AUGCCUCCCGACCUCGACCCGUCGCGGCGCGUCGUCGUGCUCUUCAAAGCCACGGGCGACGCGCCGAUCUUGCGUCAGAACAAGGUACGCGUGCGCGCGGACGCGCGGUUCGAGGACGUCGUCGCGCACCUGAGCAAACUCAUCAAGCGCGAGCGCGCGUUCGCGUACCUCGGCGCGGCGUUCACGCCGAGCUACGACGCGCGCGUGGGGGCGCUGUGCGAUGGAUACGGGGAGCGGAACGAUGAGGGCGGACGGUUGGUGGUGUUUUACUCGACGACGCCGGCGUGGGGGUAG
This is a messenger RNA of Ostreococcus lucimarinus CCE9901, 294 nucleotides long. RefSeq lists its product with no specific name. Lineage: Eukaryota; Viridiplantae; Chlorophyta; Mamiellophyceae; Mamiellales; Bathycoccaceae. Gene Ontology annotation, biological process: autophagy of mitochondrion; nucleophagy; autophagosome assembly. The transcript has a single exon. The record is from RefSeq and is a predicted model, not a curated record. Gene Ontology annotation, cellular component: Atg12-Atg5-Atg16 complex; cytoplasm; phagophore assembly site membrane. The coding region runs from base 1 to 294 and encodes 97 amino acids.